Synchiropus splendidus (mandarinfish) is the source of this 1772-nucleotide messenger RNA. RefSeq names its product calcium homeostasis modulator protein 6-like. The transcript has 3 exons. Lineage: Eukaryota; Metazoa; Chordata; Actinopteri; Syngnathiformes; Callionymidae. The record is from RefSeq and is a predicted model, not a curated record. The coding region runs from base 441 to 1115 and encodes 224 amino acids. Gene Ontology annotation, molecular function: monoatomic cation channel activity.
CCUAGCUGUAGCUUCCAAAAAUGUCAGAAUGUGCAAAUGUAACCUUUUCCAGGCUAAAGCAAACUUAUGAACGUGGAGAAAACAAAGGCAGGAAAAUGGCCUUCUGAUGAGCCCAACUCGCAGUGCACUGCUCUGAUUGGUCCACUUGACUGUAUGACUUUGUUGUCAGAAAUCUGCUCACUUUGAAGAAGAAAACGUGCCUUUUAAGCAUUUACUGCGAUUUAAGAUACUUCAUCCCAAAACGGUAUUGUUAUGGCUUAUUAGGUUUGAAGCCAUGUCACCAUCACAAGAAAUUCACGGGGCUCAAACAUCACAGACACAUGAAUUAAUCAGCAAUGACGAGUAUAAUUGGUGAUAAAUAAAUUACCCUGGAACUCUGGCCUACCAGUAGUUAUAUAUACACCACUGACAGCACACGCAUUAAUCUGUAUCCUGGCGGCAUGAACUGCACACCGACACGGUGCUCCAUAACUCGCAGCGCAGCUUUUGUGGCCCCCUGCAGCUGGAUCGCAGUGGCCUUGCUCAGCGGCACUUAUUAUGAGUGUGCUAUGAGUGAAACCAUCCAGGUGAAACAGAGUCAGAGGCUGUGUCGUAAAAUGACUGAAUACUCCACCCAAGACUGUCUGAGGAGGUUUCCCUGCAUUCCAGACUCUGAUGCCCAAGAGGCUCUCAUCAUCAUCAGAGCUCACUCUCAGAUUCUUGGCUGGCUGGUGAUCGUCUCCCUCAUCCUCUUCAAUGUGUUGCUGACUUGCCUGGCCCGGUGCACCUCCCCUAUCAGUGACCAGCAGCUCAAGUUCUGGUGGUCGUAUGCCCAAGAGGAGGCUAGCCUCAUGGACCAGUACACCAGUAAGCAUUCCAAGGCACUUGCUGAAAGGAACCUGAAGAGCUUCUUCAGCCAGAUCCCACCGGAACAGAUCUUCACUCCCUCCAAGGAAGAUUGGGAGAAGAUUUCCUCCCUCUACAAGUUCAGCACCAAAAGCCAGUUCUACAGCACUCUGCACAAAUAUGUGGAGAACCAUGGCCUGGCGAGCAUGGGGUCCGUCAAGUCGGUCGACUCAGCAGAGGCUAAUCCAGCUGUUCUUGAUUUCAUUGAUGAAGGCCGAGCAGUUAUAUAAGAUGUGGCAUCCUUUCUCACUUGUCAUUAUGAGUGAAGUUAAACAUGAAUUUCCAACUAAGAGCAAGACUUGCCUGUAAACAUGAUUCAAAGGUGAGUUGGCUGUUUGACUCCCAGCUUAGCACGCAUUCUUCUUCUUUCUUGUGAAAUGCUACUACUUAAUGCUUUUUUGGCAAAACAUUUUUAUUAAAAUUUUCACAGAGAAAAUAAAGCUUAUUGCAUAUUUUGAAUGAAUAACCACGCAGACACAUGCCUAAAAAAUAAUCAUCAUGCUACAAUUAUUCAUCCAAAGGCUGCUCAAUAAUUUUAAGACAAAAAUAUAGGUUUUAUACAAGAUAUAUAUAAUAUUCAAGUUCCUUGCUUAAUAAACGUCUCCAUAUUUUGCUUUGCUUCUCUCCAAUGGAAGUCAUGAAAGCAUCAUCCGUGUCAGGGAAUAAUCCUGACACAAAAUAAUUUGGAGUCUAAUGGUGUGCAAUUCCAUAAAAUUUUAGCCAUUUGCUAAUUUAUUUCUUAACAAAAAUCCUGGUCAUUGCCACAUUAGGUGAAGUUACCUUCACAGUUCUAAAUUUUGUGCAGAUAUAUCUAUUGACGUCAACCAAGGGCACGCACGCCUUCCUUAGCCUGUGUCCUGUGUUUUUACCCAAUGUACUAUAUGUUA